This is a messenger RNA of Macroventuria anomochaeta, 1340 nucleotides long. RefSeq lists its product as uncharacterized. Bases 81 to 1340 code for a protein of 419 amino acids. The transcript is spliced from 2 exons. The record is from RefSeq and is a predicted model, not a curated record. Lineage: Eukaryota; Fungi; Ascomycota; Dothideomycetes; Pleosporales; Didymellaceae.
AUCUCAUCAGCAUGUUCCUCUUCGCGACUCAUUGUAGUCUUCCACUCAUUAGUUGAUAUUAGCGUUUCCUUUCUGUCACCAUGCUGAAUCAACUUCGCGCCCCCAGCAUCUUCCGUAAAUCGCAUGACUACAUGCCCCUUGCCCCACUGCCUCCUCUCGCACGCUCACGGAUCGAUAUCAAGAUCGCGAUAGCAAUAUGCAUCAUCAUCAUCACCACACUUGCCAUAACCAUAAGCCCUCUCGAACCGGUCGAGAGGGCGAGAGGGUUUGGGAUACUAAAGUCUGCUCCGCUCUCCGCAGAUGACCCUAUACCCAGUAUCGUCCACUACGUAUACAUUAAGAAGGAUGCCGACUUAGUCAUAAAGUUCCCAUUUAUUAUAUUCGCUUCGGUCAUGUACAUCAAGCCGACGCAGAUCUACAUCCACGCCGACUACAAUGAGACUGAGAUCAGGAAUGCCAGCAUGAAGGGCGACCGGUGGACACGUGCAGUUACUAACACCUUCCCAGACAUCCUGCGCUGGAACGGGGUCUACGUGCCCAACUUCGCCGGAUCCAGCACGAACCAACGCAUUAGUGCUAUUCAGCACAAGUCUGACUUCAUCCGUUGGGACACGAUCGCAAAUAUUGGUGGAAUUUACCUCGACUGGGAUGUCGUUCCCCUCCGACCCCUGACACCGCUUCUGAACGCUGGCUCGCUUUCGUUGGCGGCCAUCAGUACGGUGACGCAGUCGAACAGCACAAUGGCACGCAUCAUCGUGCGCGAGCAGCACGCAGGCUUCAACGGUGCAUGGUUAUCGAACCUGCACAGCAUGACCAUCAUCGCCGAACACCUCGUCACUAUUCCCAACGAAGUCCUUAUCCUCGACCGCAACUCCCUCGCACCUACCCACUGGUUCCAAGACUCAAUAGACAAGCCCUUCAUGCCCCAGCCCGGCCGACCGUCGCCCGAACCCGUAUUCGUAAACACCACAAAUGCGAUGGAACUGUACGAGAACGUCGUGCUGAACAGGCGGAGGCAUGCGGAUUGGGAGAUCGACUUCUCAUCCACGUAUCUGUUGCAUGGAUUCUCCAUGAGUCACUACCACGACUACAUCAACCCAAAGAUCAUCCUGAGCAGAACGAGCACUUUUGGUGUUGCGACGUACGAGACUGUGAAGAAGAUGAAGGCGGACGGUAUCAUCAGUGGCAACGAGGAUGGCAAGGAGCUUUUGGGUUUCCCUGAUGAGCUGGACUUGGAUGAGGCAGGGGAUUUGACACAUGCGCUACAUGCUACGAUGCCGCCUUUCGAUAUUCCUGUAGAGGACAUUCUUCCUCCAGAGAACAAGGGGACAGCCUCCUAG